Messenger RNA from Sparassis crispa, 768 nucleotides. RefSeq lists its product as hypothetical. Gene Ontology annotation, molecular function: chromatin DNA binding; protein heterodimerization activity. The record is from RefSeq and is a predicted model, not a curated record. NCBI's taxonomy places the organism in Eukaryota, Fungi, Basidiomycota, Agaricomycetes, Polyporales, Sparassidaceae. Gene Ontology annotation, cellular component: CHRAC; epsilon DNA polymerase complex. The coding region runs from base 1 to 768 and encodes 255 amino acids. The transcript is spliced from 4 exons. Gene Ontology annotation, biological process: heterochromatin formation; leading strand elongation; DNA damage response.
AUGCCCAGAAGCAAAGAAGCAAAUACGGGCUCUGUCUCAGCCCUGAUCGCGCAGGAGACUGUCCCAGAGGGAAUAGACAGUUUUGAACUACCGCGAAGUCUCGUUACCAGGAUUGCUCGCAGCGCACUGCCAGACCACGUGAAGAUUCAGAAGGAAGUUAUACUCUCGAUUGUCAAGUCGGCCACCGUCUUCAUCAACUACCUCGCUGCUACAGCGCACGAUGUAGCGAGCUCGAAGCAGCACAAGAGCAUCUCCGCCUCGGACGUGCUCAAAGGCCUCGAGCUCAUCGAAAUAGGCGACAUGGUCGAGCUGCUCCAGCAGGAACUACUCGUAUAUCGCGAGAUUCAGAAGGCGGACAAGAACAAACGCGGCGGGGGCAGCGUUGCAAGCGUCAAGGGUAAGGCACGCGAGUCCGAGCAGACGUCUAUCUCUGCCGCUUCGGCGAAGUCCAAGGGCAGGGGGAAAGAGAGGGAAAAGGGGCCGACCAUCACCAUCUCUCGCCCGCAGGCGCGUGCCUCCGCUCCUGGGCCUGCUACAGAAUUCGAGCAGGGCGAGGAGACGGAUGGCGACCUAAGGCCAGAACAUGACACCGAGCUGGACCAGGUCGGAGACCCUGACGACGAGGAGAUGCUCGACUACUCGGAAGUUCAGGAAGAUGCCUAUGAGGAAGGCAGAGAGGAUGCUGGAGAGAUCGAGGAUGUGAUGGUAGUGGAAGAAGAAGAGCAAACGCGAGAUGCACGUGGGCUGGAGGAGGCCGAUUAUGAUUGA